Paracoccidioides lutzii Pb01 is the source of this 1026-nucleotide messenger RNA. RefSeq lists its product as hypothetical. Gene Ontology annotation, biological process: negative regulation of rDNA heterochromatin formation; negative regulation of silent mating-type cassette heterochromatin formation. The record is from RefSeq and is a predicted model, not a curated record. The coding region runs from base 1 to 1026 and encodes 341 amino acids. The transcript has 4 exons. Gene Ontology annotation, cellular component: cytosol; Rpd3L complex.
AUGGCGGUUCAAGCAGCUAUGAUCGCGGACACCAUCACCGCGAUGAAAAGGGCUCUUGAGCGCCAGCGUCUAGCCACCGGUGUCGAUGACCCCAUCACACAACCCACAAAUCGCGGUAACAAGCUCAAACUGAAUGCGCAAUAUGUCCAUGAAGGUGCUCUUGGUUGCAUGAACGGUGUGGAGUUCUAUAGAAAGAAAAUCAAUCAUGCUGGUUAUACAAGAGAUAUCCUGGAACGCAAUCCGCCCAAGUACGACUCCGAAGGCGAUGAGUUGGAUUUGGAAGAUGCCGAUGAACAUGCUGAUCCCGAAAUGGGGGAUGAAAAUCCGUUUGCUGAUAUACACCUUGAACAAACCCUCGCUCCUCUGAAACAUCCUUCCGAACUUGCGACCCACCCUUCAAUGUCCUUUCCGUAUACCUCAAGAAUGCUCCAUAAGAUGGCGGAAGAUGCCAAUGCGAAGCUUCGACAAGAGCAGAUAAUGCUCCACAAGGCCAAACGGCUGCACAGGGAACUCUUGGGCGACGCCCCAUGGAUGCCCUGUGGCUUUCUGGAGACCAUGGAGGAUAGGAAUAUAUUUGACGUGAAUUACGGAUUGAAUUCAUCGUCAAAGCAUGGUAAUGCGCGGGUUAAAUCGGGCCACUCCUCGCGUAGCGGAUCAGCUACACGUCAGAAGGAUAUCACAAAUUGCCUAUCGAAUAACAAGACAGUGAAUUCUGCUGUGAAUGGCGUGUCUCCGGAGCAGACAGCUGUCGAACAAGAUGUCGAGAUGUUGAAUGCUCCAGAGAAACCUUCGGAAAGCAAACGGACACCAGAACCGGAGAAGACCAUUGGGAAUGAAUCCCUCAGGCCAAAUGGACAGGCCGUAUCACCCCCGGAAUCUACGAACGGCGACAACCUAUCCAAACGCGGGACGGAUAAAGAUCGAUCGCCCAAACCACCCACCAAAGAAGAACCUUCAAGUACCAACGAGGAACCCACCAAUGGCGUCACAGGAGCCAACGCCCCUGCCACCAACGCGAUGACGUAA